UACAUGCAGAAGGUGGCGGUGAUCAACAGCUUGGAGGAGGACAUGAAGGCGUUGCCUGAUGAGGCGCUGGCAGCCAAGACCAGCGAGUUCCGUGGGCGGCUGCAGAAGGGAGAGAGCCUGGACGACAUACUGCCGGAGGCGUUCGCUGUCGUGCGCGAAGCCUCGCGCCGAGUUCUGAACAUGCGCCACUAUGACGUCCAGCUGAUUGGCGGGAUGGUGCUGCAUGUGGGAGCGGUAGCAGAGAUGCAGACCGGUGAAGGGAAGACACUGGUGGCCACCCUGCCGGCUUAUCUAAACGCUCUGGAGGGAAAGGGCGUCCACGUUGUCACUGUGAAUGACUACCUGGCCAAGCGGGACUGUGAGUGGAUGGGGAAGCUGUACCAGUUUCUGGGCGUCUCAGUGGCAGUAAUACAGGAGGGCUUUAGCCAGAAGCGCAAGCGUGCGGCCUUCAAUGCAGACAUCACAUACCUCACGGCCAACUCGCUCGGCUUCACCUUCCUGCAGGACACCAGCACUGUGGACCGCAAGGAUGACCUGGUGCGCCUCGCCAUCACGCGUCCCUUCAACUAUGCAAUUGUGGACGAGGCCGACUCGCUGCUGAUUGAUGACUGCCGCAACCCGCUCAUCAUCUCUGAUGAGCCAGACACCGGCGCCACCGAACGAUUCCUACUCGCCCACAAGGUGAAGACAGAGCGGGUAUUGAGGCUGGGUCAUUAUGUCAUUGACCGGAAGCUGCACCGCAUCUCACUCACCCGGGAUGGCAUGCUGCGCGGCCGGCCGCCCAACAUCAACGACCUGUGGGAGGCGGCCGUGCCGAUGGGGCCGUACAUAAUCACGGCGCUGCGCGCGCGCGAGCUGCACCGACGCGAUGUGAACUACAUCGUGCGCGAGGGCGAGGUGAAGAUUGUCAACACCAGCACCGGACGCAUCAUGCCCACCAGCCGCUGGACUGAUGAUCUGCACCAGGCGAUUGAGGCGCAGGAGUAUCCGGAGGUGGAGAUCAAGGGCAGGACCAAGGUGUCUUCCAGCAUCACCUUCCAGACCCUCUUCAAAUACUACUCCAAGCUCUCCGGCAUGACGGGCACAGCAAUAACAGAGGAGGAGGAGUUUCAUGAGGUGUACGGACUGUCGGUGACUGCCGUGCCAACACACAAGCCGCGCCGGCGCAUUGACCACGAGCCUCGAGUCUUCCUCACGGAGAAUCACAUGUUGCGCACGCUGCGGCUGCUGCUGACUAAGGCGCGUAGCCAGCUGCGGCCGGUGCUGAUCGGUACUGCCUCCGUGGCCGACUCGGAAUACGCUGCCGCCAACCUGCGUGCAUGGGGCAUCCAGCACCAGAUGCUGAAUGCACGGCCGCAGUACAUCCGCAGGGAGGCCAAGAUCAUCGCACAGGCGGGCGUGCCAGGCUUGAUUACGAUUGCCACAAACAUGGCAGGUCGGGGGACGGACAUCAUUCUGGGGGGCAACCCAAAGGGCCUUGCACAGCUGGCGCUGGAAAACACCGUCCUCCCAGCCAUGGCAGCAGAAGGACUGCACCAACAGCUCGUCUCAUCACUCCCCCUGGCGCAGAAAUCCUGGCCGAAGUUCGCGCAGUUAUUUCCCCGGCUGAAAGCUGUGGUGGACGCCAAACUUGGCGCGCAUGACACCAGCGAAGGGCCAGAUGUGAAGGAUGCGGGUGGGCUGCUGGUGCUGGUGCUGAGCAUGCAGGAGAGCGAGCGAGUGGCCAAGCAGCUGCGCGGCCGAGCCGGCCGCCAGGGCGACCCGGGCGAGACAUUCACCCUUGUAGAUCUCAACGACCCCCUUGUGGAAGCUGCCGGGCUCACCUCCGGCAUGGAGGCCGCGCGGCCCUUCCUUCAGAGUGCGCGCCGUUAUUCUUGCCUUCCAGAAUUGAGUUCUUUGACCCAAGAUGCAGUGGAGCGCACUUCCGGCAUGUAG
Messenger RNA from Coccomyxa subellipsoidea C-169, 1935 nucleotides. RefSeq lists its product as hypothetical. NCBI's taxonomy places the organism in Eukaryota, Viridiplantae, Chlorophyta, Trebouxiophyceae, Coccomyxaceae. The transcript has 13 exons. Gene Ontology annotation, molecular function: ATP binding; ABC-type protein transporter activity. Gene Ontology annotation, biological process: protein import; protein targeting. The record is from RefSeq and is a predicted model, not a curated record. Gene Ontology annotation, cellular component: chloroplast envelope; membrane. The annotation marks the transcript as partial.